This is a messenger RNA of Seriola aureovittata, 1968 nucleotides long. It is a transcript of the gene tbx16, whose product is annotated as T-box transcription factor 16. Gene Ontology annotation, biological process: cell fate specification; positive regulation of DNA-templated transcription; heart morphogenesis. Gene Ontology annotation, cellular component: nucleus. The transcript has 8 exons. Gene Ontology annotation, molecular function: RNA polymerase II cis-regulatory region sequence-specific DNA binding; DNA-binding transcription factor activity, RNA polymerase II-specific. Bases 17 to 1474 code for a protein of 485 amino acids. The record is from RefSeq and is a predicted model, not a curated record. Lineage: Eukaryota; Metazoa; Chordata; Actinopteri; Carangiformes; Carangidae.
UAGCUUUUAUCAGAUCAUGGCGUUCUCAAUCGUGAAUUCUGUCAUUUUUUUGGUGAAGCAUUGCUAUGAUGAACCUUAUCGUCUUCUAGACUUAAAGCCCAACUUCAACGGCCCUCCUCCCUCCUCCAUGGCUGCUGGCCCAGAUGCUUAUCUCCAGGGUAACAUCAGGAUGACUCUGGAGGACCCUGAACUCUGGAAGACCUUUCAUGAAAUAGGGACGGAGAUGAUCAUCACUAAACCGGGGCGGAGGAUGUUUCCACACUGUAAAGUGAAUCUCUCCGGCCUUAUUCCAUGUGCCAAGUACAUCUUACUGGUGGACAUGGUCCCUGAGGACGGCUUCAGGUAUAAGUGGAAUAAAGAGAAAUGGGAGGUGGCAGGAAAAGCGGAGCCCCAGCCUCCCUGCAGGACUUACCUCCACCCCGACUCUCCAGCCCCGGGGAGCCACUGGAUGAAGCAGUCCGUCUCCUUCCUCAAGCUCAAGCUCACCAACAAUACACUCGACCAGCACGGCCACAUCAUUUUGCACUCCAUGCAUCGGUACCACCCGCGCUUCCACAUCGUCCAGGCAGACGACCUGUUCAGUGUCCGCUGGAGUGUUUUCCAGACCUUCACCUUCCCCGAGACUUCAUUCACAGCAGUCACCGCCUACCAGAACACCAAGAUUACAAAACUGAAGAUUGAUCACAACCCAUUUGCCAAAGGUUUCCGGGAUGAAGGCACAACUAAAAAAAGGCGUACAAACAAGAACCCAGCCUGCCUUGAGAAGCGACCGAAGAUGUCGAGCAUCCUGAACAGGGAUUCUGAUGAUGACAGUCCACAAGAUUUUUGCCAGUCAUCAUAUGAAGGGUAUGAUGGAGAGGAAGGAGAGCUGCCCAAAAGGAAAGAGGUUGAUGUUGUCAAAGAGGAGCGUUACUCCCCAUGGGCUGCUGAGCGGGAGCACAGAGUGAGGACUGAAUCUCCAGUCGGGGCAGACGUAAGAGAUAUGUACAACGCAGAGCAGCUUGUUCCUGCUCCAGCUUCCUACCAGCCCUACAGGUUCCACGAGUAUGGAAAGUCUCCCUCUCCCUCCUCCAGCAUCGGCAGCAGCAACAGUGGUUCAGGACGCAGCAGCUUUGAGUCCAGAGUCCCUGAUGUCGCCACCGUCCCCGAUCAUGACUCUUCAAAGCCCCGUACGCAUGAGACUGGCCCUUCCCCCUGUGGCCCCCAGCACCUCCCUGGCCCCCAGGACUACACCGGGGUCCUCAACAUGACCAUGGCCCAGGCCGGCAAGCCAGGGGUCAUCGGCCACCACAUCUACAGCCCCUACAGCGCGGAGCAGCCCCUGGGCCAGUGGAGCGGCCCCAGUCCCGCCCAGUAUCCCCCUCCUCACCAUCUGACGGCUGACUACACCACACAAGCUGUGCACCAUGGCUAUCACCAUGGCAACGUGGCUGAGUGGAGCCAGUACCCACUGUUCUCUUAUUCCUGCUGGUGAAGGGAUCUUCAGUGUGAACUGCCGGAGAGUGACUUUAACUGAUGCUGCCGCUGCGCCAUCUUGCCAGACAGCUGAUCCAGUGCUCACAGCUAUGAGAAUGCAUGCCCAGACAAGGCUGAGGGCCAGAGGCCUGCGACAAGAAUAGAAAAACCGAAAGAUGAAAACAAGUAUAAGGAGCCGCCUGUCUCUGUUCUCUGUUCAGAGCGGCAGGAUUCAGACUCGUAUUCUGAGUGCAACUACUGACGUGUGCUGCGCCACACUGAUGGAUUGUUUUAUUAAUUGUCUAUUUAUUUUGUAUUUCAUCUCAUGUUCCAGUGUAAAUAUUAUUUUUGUAAAAAAGAAAAAAAAAGAAAGAAAGAAUAAAACGUAAGUGUGCAAUUUAUAUCUGUCUUCAAACUGUGAUGUGAUCUGAAAAUAAAAGCCUAAAAGUAAUGUGAUUCUGUGUGUGUGUGUGUGUGUGUGUGUGUGUGUGUGUGUGUGUGAGUGUGUGAGUC